Marmota monax (woodchuck) is the source of this 7910-nucleotide messenger RNA. It is a transcript of the gene Jph3, whose product is annotated as junctophilin 3. Bases 249 to 2495 code for a protein of 748 amino acids. Gene Ontology annotation, biological process: regulation of synaptic plasticity. Gene Ontology annotation, cellular component: endoplasmic reticulum membrane; junctional membrane complex; plasma membrane. The transcript is spliced from 5 exons. NCBI's taxonomy places the organism in Eukaryota, Metazoa, Chordata, Mammalia, Rodentia, Sciuridae. The record is from RefSeq and is a predicted model, not a curated record.
CCCUCCCCCGCCCCUCCGGUCCUGUCUCCAGCGGGAGCGCGAGACGCUGGUCAGGCUCCGCGGCGCCGCGGAAAAUGAGCACUCGCCCCCGUUGACUCGAGUCGCCGCGCCGGCCGCGCCGCGCUGCCUUCUCCAUUGCUCCCCGAAAAGCGAAUCAAAACAAAAAGCCAGCAGCCAACCAAGACUCCGGCUCGUCGCUCGCCUUGUUUUUUUCACCGCCUGCGGGAUUCGCGAGCCGCGUUACAUGCAUGUCCAGUGGGGGUAGGUUUAAUUUUGACGAUGGAGGGUCCUACUGCGGAGGCUGGGAGGACGGCAAGGCGCACGGCCAUGGCGUCUGCACCGGCCCCAAGGGCCAAGGCGAAUACACCGGCUCGUGGAGCCACGGCUUCGAGGUGCUGGGCGUCUACACCUGGCCCAGCGGCAACACGUACCAGGGCACUUGGGCGCAGGGCAAGCGCCACGGCAUCGGCCUGGAGAGCAAGGGGAAGUGGGUGUACAAGGGCGAGUGGACGCACGGAUUUAAGGGGCGCUACGGGGUGCGGGAAUGCACGGGCAACGGGGCCAAAUACGAAGGGACCUGGAGCAACGGGCUGCAGGACGGCUAUGGCACGGAGACCUACUCGGAUGGAGGGACGUACCAGGGCCAGUGGGUCGGCGGCAUGCGCCAAGGCUAUGGUGUGCGGCAGAGCGUCCCCUAUGGCAUGGCGGCAGUGAUCCGCUCGCCCCUGAGGACGUCCAUCAACUCCCUGCGCAGCGAGCACACCAACGGCACCGCGCUGCACCCGGACGCCUCCCCAGCGGUGGCCGGCAGCCCGGCCGUGUCCCGGGGCGGCUUCGUGCUGGUGGCCCACAGCGACUCCGAGACCCUCAAGAGCAAGAAGAAGGGGCUGUUCCGGCGCUCACUGCUCAGUGGGCUGAAGCUGCGCAAGUCGGAGUCCAAGAGCAGCCUGGCCAGCCAGCGCAGCAAGCAGAGCUCCUUCCGCAGCGAGGCGGGCAUGAGCACGGUCAGCUCCACGGCCAGCGACGUCCACUCCACCAUCAGCCUGGGCGAGGCCGAGGCCGAGCUGGCGGUCAUCGAGGACGACAUCGACGCCACCACCACGGAGACCUACGUGGGCGAGUGGAAGAACGACAAGCGUGCGGGCUUCGGCGUGAGCCAGCGCUCAGACGGGCUCAGGUACGAGGGCGAGUGGGCCAGCAACCGGCGGCACGGCUACGGCUGCAUGACCUUCCCCGACGGCACCAAGGAGGAGGGCAAGUACAAGCAGAACAUCCUCGUGAGCGGCAAGCGCAAGAACCUCAUCCCGCUGCGCGCCAGCAAGACCCGCGAGAAGGUGGACCGGGCUGUGGAGGCGGCCGAGCGGGCGGCCACCAUCGCCAAGCAGAAGGCCGAGAUCGCAGCGUCCAGGACCUCCCACUCGCGGGCCAAGGCUGAGGCCGCCCUCACCGCGGCUCAGAAAGCGCAGGAGGAAGCCCGGAUCGCCAGGAUCACUGCCAAAGAGUUCUCUCCUUCCUUCCAGCACCGGGAGAACGGGCUGGAGUACCAGAGGCCGAAGCACCAGGGCUCCUGCGAUGACAUCGAGGUGCUGUCCACCGGCACACCGCUGCAACAGGAGAGCCCCGAGCUGUACCGCAAGGGCACCACCCCUUCAGACCUGACCCCGGAUGACAGCCCGCUGCGGAGCUUCCCCGCCAGCCCCGCAGCUACGCCUCCGCCGGCCCCCUCCAGGAGCAGGGCGGCCCACUUCUCACGGCAGGUCUCAGUGGACGAGGAGCGAGGCGGGGACAUCCAGAUGCUCCUGGAGGGCCGGGGAGGGGACGACACCCGGAACAGCCGGGGAGGGGAGAAGGCAGGGGGCUGCAGGGGCGUUCGCAGCAGCGCCCUGCGCAGCAGCCAAGGCACCGAGGACUUCCGCACCCGGGGCGCGGGCCACAAGCAGCCCGGGAACCCCAAGCCCCGGGAGCGGCGGACGGAGUCCCCCCCAACAUUCUCGUGGACUUCCCACCAGCGGGCGGGCAACCCUGGCUCCGGGGGCGCCAAGCUGCAGGAGCCCGGCGAGGAGCAGCUGAGCAACUACAAGCUGGAGAUGAAGCCCCUGCUGAGGAUGGACUCCUGCACCCCAGAGCCGCACCCCCAGAGGAGACGCCACGGCCGGGGCGCGGGGGGCGACCGGCGCUCCGAGGACCGGGGCUUCGGGCUGCAGAGACUGAGGUCCAAGUCCCAGAACCAGGAGAACCUGCGGCCGGCCUCCUCCGUGGAGCCUACCGUGCAGAAGCUGGAGAGCCUGCGGCUGGGGGACCGGCCUGAGCCCCGGCUGCUGCGCUGGGACUUGACCUUCUCCCCACCCCAGAAGUCUUUGCCUGUCGCACUGGAGUCCGAUGAGGAGAACGGGGAUGACCUCAAGUCCAGCACAGGCUCAGCUCCCAUCCUGGUGGCCAUGGUGAUCCUGCUCAACAUUGGAGUCGCCAUCCUGUUCAUCAACUUCUUCAUCUGAGCGACUGUCCCGCCCGCAGAAGCACCGGUAUGCAAAGGGGGAACUGGAAAGGGAACGCCCCGCUCGGACAGCCCCGGGACUUCCAGUCUUUUCACAGAAGAACACCACGGUUGGGUAUUACUCACAGUUUGCCUUUUUUUCUGGGUAAUGUUUUUUGGAUUUUAGCCAAAAUUCUUUGCUUGUGUAACACUAUGCUGUGUGGCAUGGCAGAAGGAGGCCAGCACGCCGACCCUCCCGCUUGACGUGGAAAGAGAAGGGAUCCGGCACACCAGCGGCAGAGAAGUCGUGGUCCUCGCCCUUCCCGCUGGGUGUGGACAGAGGUGGCGGUGGUCGAGGAAGCGCUCACAGGGUACCCAGCUAGCCAGGCUAACACGGAAGGCGGAGUGACUUUGCUUUCCUCUGUCUGAACAGCUGGCCUUGAGCAUGGGCGCCAAGCAGGGGGAGCAGGGUGUCCUGUCCUGCUGGGAGCAGCCCAGGCCUUUUUCUACUUCAAAUCUGUGCUGCAUCCUCAAGGGGAAGGAGAACCACGCUUCUCUUCUCCCACACACCAGACCACGGCCUCCCUCCUCUUGGCACUGCCCCAUGGCCUCCUUGUGAGGCCACCUCCCCACACCGAGUCUUAACACAGAGUCCUCCCUGCCCCACCCCACUCACUCACCAUCACCGCCGGCCGUCCGCUCAGCACACACAGGGAGGCUGUGCUGCAGGCGUCCGGGGUGACCCAGAUCUGGCUGGCACAGCCAAGUGCUGCGGGGCUGUGCCCCAGGCGUGAGGGCUGGGGCCCACUGUGCCAUGGACAGUCUGACAUCAUGCCUGGGCUCUGAGCAUGUGGCACUUUUGCACUUAGUAUGCAGGAUGUAUAUUCAGGCUUCCGUCCCUGGCAGUGGCGCCCCAGAAGCUGUCACCUCUUGCUGUUACCUCCACGGUUCUCACAUCUCUGUACUGUGCCUGCCUCCACUUCCCCAACAGAUAUGCAUAUUCCUUCCAGAUGCCUCAGUGCUACUCCAGCGCAGUUCUGGCCCCGGGACAGGAAUGUCAUUGAAACCCAGUGGCUUGACUUUCCUAGACGUUGUUGCAUACCUGACACCUCCCCAAUGUGCAAUGUUCAACUCGUUUCGGUCAAACAAAAACAGGUUCCUUACGUUUCUGCCUUCUCUACCAGGGUCGUUCCAUUAUCCAAACAAACGAGGGAUGCCAGACCGUCUGGUGGCCGAGGGCAGCCCAGGCGUGUCCGUAGGCAGGAGCCUGCGUGCAUGCCUGGGAGGCCGGCGCUCCGUCCGUCUCAUGGACCCUGCCUUGCUUUGCUUACGUUAGCCGUCUCUGCUGCCUUUCGAGCAGAGCUUCUUUACUACACUGCACUGGAUUGCUAUAUUUUUAACCAGAAAUAAACUAAAGAUUAGAGCAUGUUGCAGUCACAUUCAGUUUCUAUUGUUUUCCGUUAUCCAUUCACUCCCCGUUCCUUCUCACAGUUUGGUUUGGGGGGCACAGGUGAGGGAGGGAUGCUCAGCAGAUGAUCCAUUUCUGACAAUGUUCCUUUCUAAAGGGAUAUUACAUCUUUUGUACAUCUUUCCGUUCCUCUUUUUUAAUAUCAAGUGGUUGCUGCAGACCUGAAGUGAACCAAAUAAAGAUUCCUGCUCUUUGCAGCUCUAAGAAUCAUCCAUGUUGGGAUGUGUUUUGUAACUGUUUGCAACUCUUUGUAAAAACAAUGAGACUUCUUUUGUACAUUCCAGUAACUGCAUGACACAAAGGGGACCUACAAACGCAGGUGGUUCCUUGCAGGCCAUGCCACAGGUAUGUGAGAAGCAGAGCACAAACCUGAGGCUGGGCAGGGGCACAUGUGCCUCCACACCCAUGCUCGCAGAUGCGUGGCCAGCACAGCACUCUCUGCUGCCAGUGACACCACCGACAAGACCAGACCCUGCCCAGAGCUUUGUCUGCAGUCUGCAGCAACUGCAGAGGGGAAGCCAUCUCCCCUGUUCCUGGUGCAGUCCGAGGAUCUGAGCAAGGCCAAGAUCCACUGGGUCUGGCGUCUAGAUAGCUGGUUUCCAGCUGGUGCAUGCACCGGUGGCUGCACCUGUCCAGAACCCCCACUUCCCCCACAGGGUCCUGGUGGGCCAUUGUGGGGCCAGAUGAGCACGGCAGCAGGCAGGCCAAGCACCAGGUCCCACACUGGCUCCCAGUGCACAGAGCCACAUCCUAAGAACCAUUUUCUUCCUGUCAGCCUCUUGCCUGCUCCAGGAGGGGAAACCAGAUGCAGAGAGGAACCUCGUGUGUUUCCCGAGACCCUGCUACUGGGCUGCCAGGAGUGGGAAUGACACUGUGUUCCCACAGCUGAGCAGUGUCCUUCAUGGAGACUUUGAGGACUCCCUGCACACUGGACUUCUGUCAGUCAUGUAACACGCAUGGGUCAUUCCAGAAAAACGCUCAUCCAUUCUUUUGGAUUCUAGGUUUUGUAACUGCUAGCACACAGGUUCCCCAAAGAUAAAGAUGAAGCCUGCAGCACAGAGCCCGAUGUAACUGAAGGGGAAGACAGUGGCACAGGAAGUUCUGCAUGGUGCCCCAGGGCAGUGCUCGCUGCCCAGACUCUUCGGGGGUGGGGCCCACAGGGACACAGACUGAUGCUCCUUCUGCACAGCCCAGUCCAUCGUCCAGCCAAUAAACUGCUCUUUUUUGAAACCCUGCUGCACAAGGUGUGAGCAGACACGUACACUCCUCCCUGGAUGGCCUGGAGGCACUAAGCCCAGGAUUCCUCAGUGAAGUCUCAGGCCAGGCUGCGCUGGCUCCCCCCCCCCCCACCACACCUCCCUCAGGCUGUGGCACUUGGACAGGGUGGCCACACACACUGGCCCCAACCCUCCCUGCUCCUCUUCACCCGCAAAAUGGCUCCAGUUUAGACAGACUACAGGGCACCCCACAUGAAGACGGAAGGACGUGGUCCCGAGCCUGCAGGUGCCAAGCCUGAGGUACCUGGGUGCCAAGAAGAGCAUCUGGGAGACACAAGAAACAUUUCGGCUUUGGGUGCUUGUUUAGCUUGGGUUUGGGGCUGUCCAACACUUUUGAGUGUCAGCACCAGUAUUACUUCUCUGGCAGGCCUGUACCCACGUGGACCUGCGGGCUGCAGCGGCCAGGGCUGCCCUCCAGGGCUAACAGCACCACAGGCCAGGACCUCUGAUCUGCUCCAAAACAUCACGGGAUGGUUACUCAUGUCACUUCACCUGUGCAAUAAAACACUUCACGACAACAGCGCCAGGGGCACCUCUCUCUUCUAGAUAAAGCUCAGUUUCUUUAACUCUUCACAGGUCUCGUCUUCCACCCUUCUUGCCUUUGGUCUCAGAAAAUCAGCAUAAAGGUGCCUACGAGACCCUCCUACAUCUCCACAGCUUGUUGUGCUAUGUGGCUCCUGGCUUCCCUGCCGACCGGAAGGUACAGCUGUCGCAUCUGCGCCUCACAAACCAGAGUGAACAGACUGUUCUCAGGAGGUCCCCUCCACCUUGCGCAGGACGAGGACCGCCUCCUGGACUCCAGGCAGAGGAGGGAGUGAGUCUGAGCUCUGCUGCCCAGGAACUCAGGUGUGCACCCAGCUCUGUCCCCUUGCCCAGGCCUGCCAGGCAGGCAGUGCAGACUGAGAAAACAAUCUUGUCCCCAAGUGCCAAGACGUGUCGCCAACUCAGCCUUAAAAGAAGCAAGAAACAGUAAAGUUGCCUUUGUUUCGGAGAAAAAAGCUGAUCUGCAUUUUCCCAGUGUAGCACCGUGCCUGAGGUACAACUCAGGGACAGAGAUGUCUGAAAGGCAGGAAAACAGCCUGCAGCCCCAAGCCCCUGUGCUGGCCCCUCCUGGGGAGCUGCAGGACAAUGACACCUGAAGAGAUGCAGGUAGGAGGGAGCAGUGUGUGGCAGGAUGGGUAUGGCCCCUGGAGGACCCUGGGCGCGAUUCUUGGAGGAAGGCUGGAGCACGGGACCCUCAGCCCGGCCAGGUACAAAGGCUGGCUGUGCUGCUCUGUGAAAGCCCGCAGGAGUCCUGAGAUGCAGAGAGUAAGCAGCCCACUGGGGCGUAAGCUGCGUGUGGAGCCUGGGUGCUGGGUGCUGGGAGGGCAGGGCGGGCGGUACCGUCACACUACCUCACUCUGGCCAUGCCCGGCCCACAAGCCCUUGCCCUGCCCUGGCUCAGGAACCAACAUCCCACCUUGGCUGCAGGUUCCAGUGGGCUCCCUCAGGUCUGCACCCAGCGCCACAUGGGGACAUGCGCCUCUAGCUGCCACCACUGCUUGGUGACAGUUGCAGCCCAAACCAGGAAAGCCUCCUAGACCCCAUGGUGGCUAAGGCAGGGUCUCCGCUGGAUGCUGCUCAUCUUCCCUGCAGGAGCACCAGGAGCACACCACGUUCUGCCUGCUCUGGUGACCUUGCCUCACCUGGGAUGAAGUUCAGAUCACACGGAGGCCGGAGGCACGCCCUGCAGCCCUCCGUGUGGCGGGAUGUAACAGGUGAAGGCUUUCCACGGGGCACUGUGCUCAACCUUGCCCGCCAAUGUCACUCACACCAAAGGGUUGUCUCGCUCUCUAGAAUGCCAUCCACUUCAUACUGUCCAGCCACCCCUCAUUCACAAAUGACCCUUCCACAGCUGAGUCCAUUUAGCGGCUGCUGAUCAGCAAGGAGGGCUGAUCUCCACUGCCCAGGGUGGCUCCUCAGAUGUGGACUUAGGCUGGAGGGAGGAGACAGGUGUGAAGGCACAGUAGGGUGGUGUGGUAUGCAGGGCACCCUCUAUCAGUCCCUCCAUCUGAGGCCAAGUGCCCAGGAGUCCCCAGCUAUUUGCAUGCAGGUCCCUGUGUAAGACCCACCCUCUGGAGCAUGCCACACCCCAGCAGAUGCAGCCUGCAUGCCACAGGCUGUGGGCAACCAUUGGGGCCAAGUGCUGUCCACCCAGCCUGCAGACAGAAGCUCCCUGGGGGCUGGGAGUGCCUGACCCUGAAAGGCUAUCCCACCUUUCUACUGAGCUGCCCCUGACCCACAUGGCGUGGUGAGCCUUGCGCGGCCACUGACCCUUGCUGCAGAUGUGAAACUGCUGGCCGCAGUGUAGAUGCCUUUUUGUGAACUCUGACCUAGAACCGUCUUAACCUGCAUUUUUUUUUAUUCAGUUCUUUCCCUGGUGCAGGUAAACCCCUUGCUUACUGCACCCCCACACAUAUAGCCAAAGGUAACGUCUGCUGGGCACUGGGUUCUCCAUGGAGCAGCCAGUUAGAGUGGCCUCUUGUUUUUUAGCUGGAAACGGCCUGGUUAAUUACAAAAUGGAAACAAACCUUCUCUAAUGAAUGUACUGUUUAAAUCAUACCACUGCUAUGUAUUUUACCACUGAAAUCAAGGAGCACUAUCAAAAUUAAAGGAAAAGUUUGCUCCUUUUAGAAAUAAAUGUCACUUGAAA